This is a messenger RNA of Aspergillus welwitschiae, 549 nucleotides long. Its product is annotated as putative oligosaccharyl transferase subunit Dad1. NCBI's taxonomy places the organism in Eukaryota, Fungi, Ascomycota, Eurotiomycetes, Eurotiales, Aspergillaceae. The coding region runs from base 1 to 549 and encodes 182 amino acids. The record is from RefSeq and is a predicted model, not a curated record. Gene Ontology annotation, cellular component: oligosaccharyltransferase complex; membrane. The transcript has 3 exons. Gene Ontology annotation, biological process: protein N-linked glycosylation.
AUGGCCCCGAAACGCUCCGCAGCAGCAGCAGCACCAGCAACAGCAGGCCCCGUCCCCGCGCCCUCACCACCCACCAUGCCCUCCGCAUCCUCCGCACCGGCAGCUUCCUCUCUCUCCUCCGGCCCCAAAACCCUCACCCAGAACUCCUCCAUCUACGACAUCGCCCACACAGUCUGGCAGCAGUACCUGGCGACCACGCCGCAGCGCACAAUGCUGCUAGAUGCGUUCAUGGGAUUCUUGGUGCUUGUCGGUGGUGUGCAGUUUGUUUAUUGUGUUGUUGGGGGGAAUUAUCCGUUCAAUGCCUUCCUGAGUGGUUUCUGUGCUGCCGUUGGUCAGUUUGUUCUUACGGCUAGUUUGAGGAUGCAGACUAGUGGUGGUACGACUUCGUCGACUGGAAGUGUGAGUGGUGGGAAGGGGAAGGCGGGGAAGAAGGGUGCUGCGGCUGGUGCUGGGGAGGAGGGGAGUGGUGUUUCGCCUGAGAGGGCAUUCGCGGAUUAUGUCUUUGGGAGUCUGAUUCUGCAUUUCUUUUGUAUUAACUUCAUUAACUAG